AUGCCGCGCGACCGCAGCGCGGAAGAGAAAAAGCGAAAGCGGAAGGCGCCGUCUUCAUCGUCGUCUUCACCAAAGCCCCGCAAGCCCAAAAAGAAGCGCAAGAAGAAGAGCUCGUCGUCCUCCAGUUCCUCCUCUUCGAGCUCUGCCCCACGGCAGCGCGCCGCGACAUGGCAAGGCUAUUGGCCGCCAGUCGCCAUGCCAUACGCCUGGCCAGGAGGCUACGGCUGGCCGGGUUACGGCUGGCCCCCUGCGGGCGCCGUCCCAGGCGGCGCCCAUGCUGCUGGACAUGCAGGAGGUCGGCGCGAGUCUUCCCGAAGCCCGUCCAAAGAGCGGUCGCGCGAGCGCGAGAAGGAGAAAGACAAACAGGAUGUAGCCAUAUUCUUGGACGCGGGCGUCGAGGACACCGUAGCCGUGCCAAAGUCGUUCAUCGCCCGCGUCAUCGGCAAGAAGGGCGCCACUAUAGCUGAGGUGAGAGCUAAGAGCGGCGCCUGGAAGGUCGAUGCCAGAGACCAGAGCACCGACCCCUGCCAAGUGAAGCUCCAGGGCACGCCGGAGGCGGUGAAGAAAGCACGGGAGCUGAUCUUGGAGCUUCUCAAACCCCUCCGCGAGAAGCACACGGACUCGGAGUUCGUGGAUAUCUCGCAGGGGCAGAUCGGGAAGGUGAUCGGCCUCAAGGGGGCGCGCGUGCACGAGAUCGAGGCGCAGACGGGUGCGAAGAUAGACAUCGACUACAAUCGGGAACCGUGCAGGGUUUACCUGACGGGCGACACCGACAAAGUCCAGACCGCCAAGCAGCUGCUGACGUCGAUUGCAAACGACACCCUUGGGUCGUAG
Messenger RNA from Symbiodinium natans, 834 nucleotides. The record is from the annotation of a GenBank genome assembly. NCBI's taxonomy places the organism in Eukaryota, Dinophyceae, Suessiales, Symbiodiniaceae.